AUGGCGAGGGGGGGAACUGUGUUCCUCGUGCUAUGGGUGGUCGCCGUCGCCGCUGCAGCCGACGGUAAACAAGAUAUAUCAAGUUCCACAGAAGCGGAACAUAGCACAAAUGCUCCCACGCCACCUAUACCACUUCGACCUGAAUAUGCUCAUCCAGCAGGAGUUGAAGCAUUAGACCCAUACAAUUCAGAAAAUAAUCAUCCUGUUCCCCAUCACAAAGACUAUUUGGAAGAAGAUUAUGAUCAUGAAUCACAUAAAGAAGAUGAUCACGAUAGUAGAGAUGAUGCAGAUGAAUUGCCAUCGUUAUCAGGAGAUCAUCUUUUGCAAAGUUCGACCGAUGAUCUUCCAAUUUUUCUCUUGGAGCCACAGCACUCGUUUGUUGUUCGAAAUAAACCGGCUAUGCUACGAUGUCGUGCCGCUAAUGCUUUGCAAGUGUACUUCAAAUGUAAUGAUGUGCGUUCAGUUGCUAGCACUCAGUUUGAAUUCGUGGAUCCACAAAGUGGUGUUAGGAUUGUGGAGGCAGAAUGCAAUGUAACAAGAGAUCAAGUCGAAGAAUAUUUUAGUGAAGAAUUUACGUGUACGUGUUUUGCUUGGAGCAGCAGAGGUGAUAUAAGAAGUCAGCCGGCCAUUGUCAAACUUGCAUAUAUAAGAAAACAAUUCACAAUGUCUCCGUCACCAACUUCAGUGGAAGCUGGAUUGACAGCGUCUCUGCGUUGCUCUCCACCGGAAGCUGUGCCUAUUCCGAGGGUUUCUUGGCUGAAACACGGCACGCCGUUGCAACAAGAUCACAAUGUUGUUAUAUCAGCCGAAGGCAACCUGGUUAUAUCGAGGGCAUCGUUGCAGGACAUGGCAAACUACAGUUGCGUGGCCGAAAAUAUAGCUGGAAAAAGAAUUUCCGAGCCCGCUCUUUUGACGGUAUACGUGAACGGAGGCUGGAGUUCCUGGGGUCCAUGGACACAGUGCCGCUGCAACGGACGUGUAACCGGCGGGCAACGGCGCACGCGCACCUGCACCGAACCCCACCCUCUAAACGGGGGAGCCCCGUGUCAAGGACAAGCCGUGCAGAGAACUAACGACUGUGUUCCCUGUCAAAGUGCAUUACCUGGUCGCUGGGGAACCUGGUCAGAAUGGUCAGUCUGCGGUGCAGACUGCAGGCAGACCCGACGCAGAGCCUGCACUGGAGACACGCCCUGCUCGGGAGCACACGCGCAGCACGCUGACUGCGUCGGAGACUACUGCGGUGUACAUGGUGUUUCCGCACACAGUGACAUUCCAUUGUACAUCGGCAUAGCCGUCGCAGUCGUCGUUUUUCUAUCUGGAGCAGCCGUCGUCUAUAAGCUUCUUCAAAGAAAGACGAGAGAUCAUUCACUCUACACUAUGACUAGAACAGAUUUUCAACCAGAAAUGUAUCCAACGGUAGAAAAGCAGUCACUUUCAUUGGCACCAGAUCUAAUGCAACAUCGACCCCCAAGAUAUGAGCAUCCGCAACCUGAUUCAAGAGCAGAGCACCAUUAUGAUGUCCCGCAUCUCACUAACAGUUACGCAUCUCCAGUCGACCAUCAAGUAACACCGUGCGCGUCUAGCAAAGGACAAAGUGACGAGUAUGACAGCAAGCCCUACAGCGAAUCUGAACAUUCUGUUUCCAGUUGUUUCACCAGUUCCGGCUCUAUGUACGACGCGGCGAACGAAUCCGUUACGCUCCAACUAGCAGAACUCGUCUCGAACUCACCUACGUCGCAAUCUCUCUCUGUAACUAGCGCCGGUGCAAGGUUGGCCUUGCCAGCGGCUGGGGUCGCUCUAUCUAUCCCUGAAGGGGCACUUAGUAGGUGCCGAAGGGAACAAAUGUAUGUGGCUGUAGUCAAGGAUGACCGAUAUAGAUUUCGAUUGGGAAAAGGCAUCACGCAAUUGAGCCCUGUAGUUAAAUGUGGACCGCCGCGCCUUCAGCUAAACAAGUCAGUUGUGCUCCAAAUCCCACACUGCGCUAGUCUAAAACAUGGCUUCUGGAAUCUUUCCUUAUACGCCAUUGAUCACAAUAACUCCAAGUCAGACAACCCGCAACCGCAAUGGAAGAAAGUGGUCAGUCUUGGUCAGGAGACCAUUAAUACCCCAGUGUUUACUCAACUGGACAAUGAGAAGAUAUUUUUAGUGACGGAUAUUUUAUCUACUUUUGUUCUGAUCGGGGAGAGUUUCAAUGGUAAAGCUGUAAAGGCACUCCAGCUGGCAAUAUAUGCACCAGCUGUACCUAAUGAGGCUUCUCUGGAGUAUAACAUACGACUAUACAUUUUUGAAGACACACCGUGUGCGCCGUAUUAUUGUCAGGAGCAAGAAAAGAAGCUGGGAGGUGUUUUAAUCGAUCGACCGAAAACUCUUCUAUUUCAAGAUGGAGGCUCUAAUCUUUGUUUAAACUUGGAGCACGUAAGUCCAGGAUGGAAAACAAAACCAGGAUUAGGUUAUCAGGAGAUACCAUUUAGUCAUGUCUGGAGUUCGAACUACAACGCGCUACAUUGCAGUUUUGUUCUAGAAAGGACUCAUGAUUGCGAUACCAUUGACUUCAGUAUUUCGGCCUGUCAAAGGACCAAUCCAUCAUACAAACAAACUUUCAGAAUAUCCUUAGAAGAUAUACGCAGCCGUUCGCCACGUGGCAGGUCUCCACGUGCAGAGUCUCAGCGUAGUUUCAACAUAACUGAAAAUUUAAUAGAAGCUAGAAUGUGUCGAAGCGACGAAGGAAGUGAGGGAAGUGCUAAAAGAAACGUCACAGUCAGCGAAGCGGGAAUCAAUGAAUGCACGGGUGAAGGACCUUUUAAGCUAAGUGCUCGAGUAAAGAGGCAACUAUGCGCUAUAUUAGACCCGCCGAAUGCCCGCGGUAACGACUGGCGUGCACUUGCGUCGAGGCUCGGUGUAGACCGUUAUACAACGUGGUUCGCCACAAAGAGCUCGCCCACCGAGGCUAUCUUAGAGUUAUGGGAGUGUAGGGAACGCGGCCCGGGAGCUACCGCUUCCUUAGCGGCCGCAUUACGUCAGAUGGAUCGACAUGAUGCCGCCGAUUUACUACAAGGCCGGCCCUCUUGGUUAUGA
Parnassius mnemosyne (clouded apollo) is the source of this 3075-nucleotide messenger RNA. NCBI's taxonomy places the organism in Eukaryota, Metazoa, Arthropoda, Insecta, Lepidoptera, Papilionidae. The record is from the annotation of a GenBank genome assembly.